CCGAGGAUCGGACGGAGCACCUGGACCGAGUCGGUGGCCGCGCGCGUCAGACACCUGGCGAUCGUCGCUUGUGGCGCCUCUGCGAGUUAAGCAGUCUUCGUUUGUAUGUCGCGCUUUUCGUGAGAUAAAUGAAGCCAGCCUUGUCGGCGAUCAACGUGGACGUCUGUAUGAACGGGGCCUGACGACACGUCAGGACCCAUCCAGAGGAGCCGUCGGCGAUCAACAUGGACGUCUGUAUCGACGGAGCCUGGCGACACGUCAGGACCUAUCCAGAGGAGCCGUCGGCGAUCAACAUGGACGUCUGUAUCGACGGGGCCUGACGACACGUCAGGGCCUAUCCAGAGGAGCCGUCGGCGAUCAACAUGGACGUCUGUAUGGACGGGGCCUGACGACACGUCAGGACCUAUCCAGAGGAGCCGUCGGCGAUCAACAUGGACGUCUGUAUCGACGGGGCCUGACGACACGUCAGGGCCUAUCCAGAGGAGCCGUCGGCGAUCAACAUGGACGUCUGUAUGGACGGGGCCUGACGACACGUCAGGACCUAUCCAGAGGAGCCGUCGGCGCGGUCUGCAGUAGCGUCCGCCCAAGCACCGACCCAGGCGCUGAGCACCGAAGCUUGAGAGGGACCGUUACCGCCUCGCUGGUCGUUGGACACCGGUGCGCCGUCCAUAGUCGGGACACUGCCGUCCGGAUAACUGGAGCCAGAGCACGGGACCGUGCAGGCGGCCGGAGUCAGAACACACGACAGAGUACACGGCCAGAGCCAGAACACACGGCAAAGUACACGGCCAAAGCCAGAGCACACGGCCUCUCCCUUACCAGCUGUCCGUCCCUGUAUCUCGGUUGGUUAGGGCGCCUGCCUUCGGCUCCAGUCACCCGUGGUCCAACACGGUCCUCGAUGGCGGAGGUGCCGGAGGUGACCGGCUCCGUGGCGCCGCCGCCCGUCAGCCGCAUCAUCAAGGAGGGCUGGCUGUACAAGCGAGGCGAACACAUAAAAACCUGGCGGCCACGCUACUUCACCCUGUUCGACGACGGCAAGCUGCUCGGCUUCAAGAUGGCGCCGAACGCCGGCGACUUUAGCUCGCCGCUCAACGACUUCAACGUGCGCGACAGCCAGGUGAUGGUGUCGGACCGGCCAAAGCCGCACGCCUUCAGCAUCCGCGGCCUGCAGUUCAUGUCUGUGAUCGAGAGGAACUUCCAUGUCCAAUCGGACAAGGAGAGGGAUGAGUGGACCCAGGCCAUCUCGUACGUGAUCAACAAGCUGGCGGAGGAGGACCGGGGCGCGGCUGACGUCGAGAUGGGCCGGUUGGCCGAGGAGGACGACUUCUCGGCAAAGUUCAUGGCCAUGUCCACCACGCAGAGCAAACACUCAGGCAAAAAGAAAGUGACUCUCGACAACUUUGAGUUUCUCAAGGUGCUCGGCAAGGGGACGUUCGGCAAGGUGAUUCUGUGUCGAGAGAAGUGCACGGGCCACCUGUACGCCAUCAAAGUGCUCAGGAAGGACGUGAUCAUCGCCAAGGACGAGGUCACGCACACGCAGACGGAGAACCGAGUGCUGCAGCGCACAAGCCACCCCUUCCUCACGUCGCUGAAGUACUCGUUCCGCACGCCCGACCGACUCUGCUUCGUGCUGGAGUACGUGAACGGCGGCGAGCUGUUCUUCCACCUGAACAGGGAGCGCAAGUUCUCUGAGGAGCGGACGCGUUUCUACGGCGCCGAGAUCAUCUCGGCGCUUGCCUACAUGCACCGCAACGGCAUCAUCUACCGCGACAUCAAGCUCGAGAACCUGCUGCUAGACAAGGACGGACACGUGAAGAUCGCCGACUUCGGCCUGUGUAAGGAGAACAUUGUGGACGACACCACGACGAAAACCUUCUGCGGCACGCCCGAGUACCUGGCGCCCGAGGUGCUGGAAGACAACUUCUACGGUCGGGCCGUCGACUGGUGGGGCAUCGGCGUCGUCAUGUACGAGAUGAUGGUCGGCCGGCUACCCUUCUACAACCGAGACCACGACAAGCUGUUCGAGCUCAUCCUGGUGGAGCAGGUCCGGUUUCCGCUGGCGCUGAGCGACGUGGCCCAGUCGCUGCUGCAGGGCCUGCUACAGAAGGACCCGACCAGACGGUUGGGUGGCGGACCCCGGGACGCCGAGGAGAUCAAGGAGCACCCCUUCUUCUCUCCCAUUAACUGGGAAGAUCUGGAGGCCAAGAAGAUCACGCCGCCGUUCAAGCCGCAGGUGGAGAGCGAGACGGACACGCGUUACUUCGACUCCGAGUUCACCGGCGAGUCUGUGGAGCUGACGCCGCCGGAGAACGCGCCGCUGGACGCCAUCACCGAGGAGCCGGCCUCCUACUUCACCGCCUUCAGCUACCAGGACUCGCCGCGGUAGGCGGCGGCCGCGGCGCGCGCGCCCGCCCCGCCAGCCCUGUGAUAGUGCCCGACGGCGACGCGGCCGCGGCCGGCGCCGGCGCUGGCGCCAGCCUGCAGCUGACCAGAGCCUAAUAAUGGCGGCGGCCGGGCGGCCGAGUGUGCCGGGCCGCCCGGCCGGAUGCCGCGCCUCGCGCGUGGGCGUGCCGGCCCCCUCCGAGCUGUGCUGACGGGCGCGGCAGACUCGUGACGUUUUGUCGCGGCCGCCGCUAGUCGUCCCCCGGGUGCCGAGUUUUGUCGGUGCCGCGUCCGGAGCUUCCGAGGUCCCGUUCCGAUUGUUUUAGCAUAACGAUUGUUUUCGUUAUACCCUAAUCAUGGCGUUGUUUUAAUCCGUUGUUGGCCGCGCGCGACGGGCCGCUCUUCCCGCCCCUGCACGCGCACCGCACACCCACCCACACCCGCAAACGCAGCACAGAUGUGGCGCGGACACCGGGGUGACCGGACGCGCGCGUACGAGGCGACCGCCCGUCUCACACUGACGCAAGCGCACGUGUUGACAUUCGCCGACUGGGGAUUCACCUGGACAAGCGCGGACUCCGCGGCACUCAGCUUCAUGUGCACGGGCGCCGUCGGUGUCGGGUGCCGGUGCUUCGGACGCGAGGGGCGUCGCCCGCCGCGCUCAGGGUGUCGGCUGGUUUUGACGAUGGCGACGCGGUGUUUCGCUGCUGUGAGCUGUGGCAACGUUGCGCGUGGCCUGCCGCGAUGGUGGCGCCGCCUUUCGCCGUGCGGCAGAGUUGGACGGAUGAGGGAAUGAGAGUAAGGGAUGUGUGUUUGCGGGUUAGUCAGACGGUUUCAGUGUGUGAAAUGUUGGCGUAUACUUUCAGCUAAACUGUUGUCCUCCAUGCCAGUCAAAUAAACACAAUGGAAGCUGCGGUA
Pollicipes pollicipes is the source of this 3300-nucleotide messenger RNA. It is a transcript of the gene Akt, whose product is annotated as AKT serine/threonine protein kinase. Gene Ontology annotation, molecular function: ATP binding; protein serine/threonine kinase activity. Gene Ontology annotation, biological process: protein phosphorylation. The record is from RefSeq and is a predicted model, not a curated record. Lineage: Eukaryota; Metazoa; Arthropoda; Thecostraca; Pollicipedomorpha; Pollicipedidae.